Eriocheir sinensis (Chinese mitten crab) is the source of this 5837-nucleotide messenger RNA. It is a transcript of the gene PSR, whose product is annotated as bifunctional arginine demethylase and lysyl-hydroxylase JMJD6-like. The record is from RefSeq and is a predicted model, not a curated record. Gene Ontology annotation, cellular component: cytoplasm; nucleus. Gene Ontology annotation, biological process: phagocytosis. Lineage: Eukaryota; Metazoa; Arthropoda; Malacostraca; Decapoda; Varunidae. The transcript is spliced from 8 exons. The coding region runs from base 111 to 1283 and encodes 390 amino acids. Gene Ontology annotation, molecular function: P-TEFb complex binding; histone H4R3 demethylase activity.
GUGUGUUGGCGGUGGCCCUGAACAGCUGAGGGCGGCGUGAGGGGCAGCGUGCACACGGGGCUGAGGCGGCGGCGGGUGUGUGUGCGUGUGUAUGUGUGUUGGGCGGCUCUAUGGACCACAGGUGUAGGAAGCGGGUGAGGGACGCCAAGAAGAAGGCACGCCCAGAACUUUGCUUAGAGAAAGGAAUAUGGACAAAGUUGGAUUAUAAAAACAAAUUUGACUGCAGUGUUGAUAAAGUCAAGGACACUGGUGAACGCAUCCACGUUAAUGAUGUAUCUGUGGAGGAGUUUAUCGAGAAGUACGAGAAGCCGUACAAGCCUGUGGUCAUCAAGGGGAUCACAGAUAGCUGGAAGGCUCAGUACAAGUGGACUCUGGAGAGACUUGCCAAGAAGUACAGAAACCAGAAGUUCAAGUGUGGAGAAGAUAAUGAAGGGUUUAGUGUUAAGAUGAAAAUGAAGUAUUAUAUCCAGUAUAUGAAGACAACAGAUGAUGAUAGUCCAUUGUACAUUUUUGAUAGCAGCUUUGCAGACCAUGUCCGAAGAAAGAAGAUUCUGGAAGACUACGAGGUGCCCAAGUAUUUCCGUGAUGACCUGUUUAAGUAUGCCGGGGAGGACAGGCGGCCCCCCUACAGGUGGUUCGUCAUGGGGCCGCAGCGCUCUGGCACGGGCAUACACAUCGACCCCCUCGGGACAAGUGCCUGGAACUCCCUCAUCCAGGGUCACAAAAGAUGGUGCUUGUUUCCUACUGACACUCCCAAGGAGUUGAUAAGAGUAUCCAAUGCAGAGGGAGGGAAGCAGGUGGGCGAGGCCAUCACUUGGUUCUACGUAGUGUACCCUCGGACCCAGCACCCCAUGUGGCCUGAGAAGUACAAGCCGAUUGAGUUGGUGCAGCGGCCAGGGGAGACGGUGUUUGUGCCCGGCGGCUGGUGGCACGUGGUCAUCAACAUGGACGACACCAUCGCCAUCACCCAAAAUUUCUGCUCAGUCACAAACUUCCCUAUAGUCUGGCACAAGACAGUUCGAGGCCGUCCAAAGCUAUCCAAGAAGUGGCUUAGAAUACUAAAGGAAAAGAAGCCGGAACUAGCAGCCAUCGCAGAGAACAUUGACACCACCAAGUGUUGUGGCAUGGCUUCAGACUCUUCCUCGGAUUCUUCUUCAUCCUCUUCCUCUUCCUCCUCUGAUGAGUCCUCCUCGACAGAGAGCACCCUAGAUAGUGGACAGGAGAGUUUACCAGAGCAUAAGAAGAAAAGGAGGAAGAAGCAUCACUCUCCACAGCCUUCUUGAAGACAGUGGACUUUAGGCUCUUUUGAAGAUAGUUAUUUUGUUGGGUUGCCAUCAGGUGCAGUAAAAUUUAAGCAAAAGAUUUCAGCUUUGGACAUUACCAUUGACAAAGAAAUGAUCACUUAUAUUUUGCUAGCCCUGUUAAAUUGAUAUGAUCCUUUGGAUGGCAGUUGAAAGUUGUUGUAAGUCAUCAGCUUUAAUAUUAGGUCUAGUUUUUUACAUUUGUCCUUGAAAAAUAUUAUGCAUAUGAAAAAUUGCUCAGAUUAUUUGAUAAUUUUCUAAAAACUGAUGCAUUAUACUUAAAACAAAUUGAUUCCACUGAUUUGCAUUAUAUUUGCACAUAUACAAAAACACAUUUGUAUUACUCGGGGCACCAAAAUGUAACCAAUUCUCAUCAGAGUGAGUAAUCACCAACAAAAUCAAAGGAGGUGAGUACCUUUGACCCCUUCACUCCGGCGACAACAUCGGCGUCUGACGGCGUCACUGUUAGUCCUCUUCUAAACCUCUUAAGAGGAAAUAGAAGAGGAAUUUAGAGGAGGAUUAAGAGGUUUAGAAGAGGAUUAAUCCUCUUCCAUUUCCUCUUGACCCUUUCCAUACUCUGACACCGACAUCUGCGUCACAGAUGGAAAGGGUUAAAGCUUCUCCCUAAUUCCUAUCCGGAGCUAAGACUAAACUAGUAUUGGCCAAUCCUAUCCUGUCCUUAGCUGUCGGAAUUCAGAGUUGGGAGAAUGCAGAAGAUGAGGUAACAUGGAUGCCGUCUGGUGGUGGGGCUGGUCCGAGAUGUAUCUGUGUUGUGGGCACGUGGACUCAGCCUGGGUAUUUGACGCGGUCAGCCAGGAUUUGUACGGUGUACUCUCAAUUGCUGAGAAUAAUUGCGAAGGGGUGUGUGUUCAGCCUGAAGUCUGGUGUGCGAGAGCCACCAGUUGUGUUUCCAACCCCUGAUGUCGGUUGUGAUUGCCACAUAGGCAAAAUGAAUCCUUCAAGGCUUAUUCAAAACACUCCUCAUACCGCUUCUUAUUACUCUUUGUGGUAUUAACUACCACCACUUGUUACUUUUUUAUCUGAAUGGCUUUAGAUUAAUGAUUCCCAAAUAUACAAUAUAAACAAAUGGAAUAAUUUUCACAGCUGGGGCCUGGCAAAUAUUAGGGAUCAAGCAAUGUCACCCUCCUGGAUUAACUUCCUCAAAGCCGAUCUAGAUCUCGGAGCUGAUGAUCCCACGAGACGCAUGCAGGGGUUGGUUCUCUAGCCUAUCAGAAAGUUCCAGGGGGAUGAGAUUGAAUGGUUACUGCAAUCCACCGCACUGACACAGUGUGGGGUUUUGUAGCCAUGCGGUCUUGAGGAGAUCAGCCUUGAGUGAUGCUAGCAGCACAUGGGUGAUAGACUCAGUUAACUGGCAGAGUCUUGAGGCUCCCUCCGUGCCCCCAGUACUUGUUGAAGCUUCUCUGUGUAAGUGGGUGUGAAGCCAGUCAGAUACACUCAACACAGCCAGGAAGUUGUCUGCCUUCAAUGCCUCCUGAAGGUUGAGGCCCGCUUCACAUGAGCUUUUUUUUUUUCCUCGCACAGUUUUGAAAUCAAUGAAGUUCAAUGAGGACCUUCACACGCUGACCGUGCGAAGGGACUCAUUGAACUGCAUUGAUUUCUAAACCGCGCGGGAAGAAAACGCUCAUGUGAAGCGGGCCUGAGAGCCUCUACUUCCUCUGCCUUUUUCUGGCUAUCUGCCUCAUCACUGGUGUUGGGCUUCCUCCUGCUCAGGCUCUCCAGGCUGGCUGUCCCAUCGAUGGAGGGGAUUGGCCUCUGUGUUGAUGUGUCAUUGAGAAUGGUACUACGCAGGGAGAAGUUUGAAGGCAACUCAUUAUCUAUGAGGCUGUUGGUGAAAGUAGAGGUUUUGCAUGCCUGCACCUCCUCCUCCUCCUCAUCCAGUGCAUGGCCCUGCUGAACUGAGUGGUGCAGCCAGUCGGGGUAUACACUAUGAAUACCCCCUCGAUGGCAAAAUUGUACUUCUUGCCCUCGGGAGAAGAUACGAUGAGGACAGAAGUCGACCCCUUAUUCUGUGUAGCAGUGUAUGUGGCGCCAUUCUCCUCAAUAAACCUCUUCAGGUCUGCCUUGGUGUCCUUGUCAACUUGGGAGACACACACCACCAGUCCGUCCAGCGGCUUACACUUGUAUGGGAGAAAGCACUCAUCUGUGGCACACAUGCGACUGCCUCCCACACACCCGUCACCCAUCCCUCUUGUCAUGAUGGGAACCUGCUGCUCCACUGCCACCUUGUAUUUCUUGGUGCCCACCAUCUUGACCACCAAGUGUGUCACAUCCUGGUGGUAGUUGUUGGAGUAGAUGCCUGACAUGCGCUUUUUGAGUCACUGCAGCUCCUCCUUUUCUGGGCGAGAAAACCCAGUGGUAGUGAUAACCAAGCCAUUCAUGGCUGUGUUGUGGAGAGGUGACAGCAGUGGUGGGAUGGGCUCCAUGCAGUGAUUAUUCUCAGCAACUGAGAAAUACACCAUAAAAAUCCUGGCUGACCGCGUCAAAUACCCAGACCAAGUCCACGUGCCCACAACACAGAUACAUCUCGGACCAGCCCCGCCACCAGGCCACAUCCACGUUACCUCAUCUUCUGCCUUCUCCCGACUCUGAAUUCCAACAGCUAAGUACAGGAUAGGAUUGGCCAAUGCUAGUUUAGUCUUAGCUCUGGAUAGGAAUUAGGGAGAAGCUUUAAAGGUACUCGCCUUUGAUUUUGUUGGUGAUUACUCUGAUGAGAAUUAGUUACAGCACACGAGUCUACAUAAAAGAGUAUUAUUUUGUAUAUUGCUAACACUGUUCCUCUUAGAUUACGUGGUACAAUAUGAGCUCACUUUACACAUGUUUCCAGCAUGCGUUCCUGCUGUGCUCUUCCUGUUGGCCCAACCACAAGCUUAUCUUUACCAGGCCUUACAAGUAAUAGUAUAACCAGUAACUUUCCUCCCUUAUAAAUGAGAUAACUUGAAUCACUUUCCUCCCUUGUAAAUGAGAUAAUUUGAAUCACCCACAGCAGCCACAGUUCAGGUUUGGCAGAGUCCAAACAUGCUGUAUUCUGAAGUUUACAGUAAGGUGCCUGAAUGGCUUUUUGACAUUUGGUUGAGAAGUAAACGUAGAAUGAGUUCACAUUGUACUGACAUGACAAGAUGGCAUGUUUGAGGCAUUUUGUAGCUCAAUGAGGAUAAUCUCAUGGUGAAAAAAAUGCUACUCGAGGGGUAUGAUGUCAUAAGAAAAUUUUCCUGCCACAAGCACUUAAUUAUUAACAUUAUAAAAUUUGCAAUUCUUCAUCAAAAAUUACAUUCAAACAGCAGUUAAUUUUGUGCACAUUAAAGUAAUUCUCUGCAAUUUUUUUAAGGAUUUAGGAUGUCAUUUUUUUCCCAGCACUGACAAUACUAUUAUUCCUUGUACUUGCAUCUACUGGUGAUAUGAGAGUAUUUGAAAUACACAGUAAUGGUAAGGGAGAAGGAUGUUGUAUACCAUUAAUGUGCAUUUAGAAAAUAACUGUGCCUUAGUUUUUUACACCACACCACAAUGAACGCCUCAGCAGGUAGAGGUCUGCAUGUUCCCCGCCUCCAAGGGUAAUGCCAGGGUAUGUAUUUGAAAGCAGUCAUAAUUAGGUCAUGAUUUUGUUUGUAUUCAGGAAUGUUAUUAGUUUACAUACUGAAAUGGUAAUUAAUUCAGUUUGUUGCAAGGUGUAGUGGGCAUUUCUGAAACAAAGUCCAUCGCUUGCAUUUAUUUGAGCCAUACAUAAUGAUAAUGUGUAUUACAUUAACAUUUCCAAUAUAUACCUCAUAGCCAUUUGUAUCACAGUUAAAUAGCUAAUUAUCUGUAUGAGGCUGUCCUAUAGAGAACCAAGCACGUAUGUUUUAUGCAUAGGCUUUGUUCAAAGUUAUUAAGGGCAUUUUCCACUAUCCAGCUAUAUUUAAUGUUUGCUAGUUGUUGGUAACUAUGUUAUCUUGCCUUAGUGCUUGAAGAAUGACAGGCACUUGUUUCACAUUACUGUGUUCUGACAGGCCUGGCACAUUAUUACUUUGCAUUGUGUUGGGUUGGUUAGUCAAGACCUUUGCCCAAAACUGUUUUUAGCACCAGGUUGCAAAUCCAAUCAAAGAAUAUCACUAAUACUUGUUGAAGCUCACAGGAAGUAUAAAUGGAUUAGAUUUUGCCCCCAAAACUCUCCAUCGGUAAUAAAAGCAUUUUCAUCUCUCCUUCCCACAGACUUAAUUGUGGAUAAUGAAUUGAGUGAAUAUUUCAGUGACUUGAGAUGCAAUGAAGUGGUAGAAAAAUAUUUUUCCUUGUGCAAAUGUACUUUUAAGACAGUUUGCUGGUUUUAUAAAUCUGCAAGAAAGAGAAAGUAUUAAUUUUGUUGUAAUAUCUGAAUCACUAACGAUCUUGGUAAUUUUUUUGUAUGAAAGGUAGUUUAUAUGGGACGAGUUACGUGUUAGUCAGGUUAUGACAUCUGAUGUGAUGUAUAUGUAUGGAUGACAGUGAUAUGGAAAUGUUAAGAAGAAAUGAUUGGUGACAACAUCAAUAAAUGAGUGAAUUCUG